AUUACAGUACCUAUAGCCAAGCUGCAGCUCAGCAGGGCUACAGCGCCUAUGCACCUCAGCCAGCUCAAGGAUAUGCACAGACCACCCAGACAUAUGGGCAGCAGAGCUACGGGACCUAUGGGCAACCCACCGACGUCAGCUACACACAGCCGCAGACCACCGCGACGUACGGGCAGACGGCGUAUGCCACCUCCUAUGGACAGCCCCCAGCUGGUUACAGUGCCCCGACUGCCCCCCCAGCAUACAGUCAGCCCAUCCAGGGCUACGGCACAGCCGCCUACGACACCAACACCGCGACGGUCACCACCACACAGACCUCCUACGCAGCACCGUCCGCCUACGGCACCCAACCCGCCUACCCGGCCUAUGGGCAGCAGCCAGCGCCGUCCACUCCCUCCAGACCCCAGGAUGGCAGCAAACCAGCAGAGACCAGCCAGCCCCAGUCCAGCACAACAGGCUACAGCCAGCCCAGCCUGGGCUAUGGGCAGAGCAACUACAGCUACCCCCAGGUGCCUGCGAGCUACCCCAUGCAGCCUGUCACCGCGCCUCCCUCUUACCCUCCGACCAGCUAUUCAUCCACACAGCCAAGCAGUUACGAUCAGAGCACUUACUCGCAGCAAAGCAGCUAUGGGCAGCAGAGCUCCUACGGCCAACAGACCAGUUAUGGCCAGCAAAGCAGCUAUGGGCAGCAACCACCUCCGACCAGUUACCCACCACCGACCGGGUCCUACAGCCAGGCCCCCAGCCAGUACAGCCAGCAGAGCAGCAGCUAUGGCCAGCAGAGCUCGUUCCGUCAGGACCAUCCCAGCAGCAUGAACAUGUAUGGGCAGGAGUCUGGAGGCUUCUCAGGCCCAGGAGAGAGCCGGAAUCUGAGCGGCCCCGACAGCCGGGGCAGGGGACGUGGGGGAUAUGAUCGUGGAGGCAUGAGCAGAGGUGGGCGGGGAGGAGGACGUGGUGGAAUGGGCAGCGCUGGAGAGCGAGGUGGCUUCAAUAAGCCUGGUGGACACAUGGAGGAAGGACCCGACCUGGAUUUAGGCCCACCUAUGGACCCGGAGGAGGACUCGGACAGCACUGCGGUGUAUGUGCAGGGACUCAAUGAUAAUGUGACCCUGGAGGAUCUGGCAGAUUUCUUCAAACAGUGUGGUGUUGUCAAGAUGAACAAGAGGACAGGGCAGCCAAUGAUAAACCUCUACAUCGACAAAGAAACUGGCAAGCCCAAAGGUGAUGCCACAGUAUCCUAUGAUGAUCCCUCGACUGCCAAAACUGCUGUGGAGUGGUUUGAUGGGAAGGACUUCCAGGGCAGCAAGCUGAAGGUGUCCCUGGCGCGGAAGAAGGGCCCGAUGAACAGCCUGCGGAGCGGGAUCCCCCCCCGGGAGCAGCGGGGAAUGCCUCCCCCACUCCGCGGAGGUACCACGCGGCACCCCCGAGCAGCUCCCU
Molecule: messenger RNA, 1437 nt
Organism: Acanthisitta chloris (rifleman)
Lineage: Eukaryota; Metazoa; Chordata; Aves; Passeriformes; Acanthisittidae
Gene: EWSR1
Product: EWS RNA-binding protein 1
Exons: 12
Biological process (GO): regulation of DNA-templated transcription
Cellular component (GO): nucleus
Molecular function (GO): transcription coregulator activity; RNA binding
Source: RefSeq, a predicted model, not a curated record